Equus quagga is the source of this 5807-nucleotide messenger RNA. It is a transcript of the gene ELAPOR2, whose product is annotated as endosome-lysosome associated apoptosis and autophagy regulator family member 2. Gene Ontology annotation, biological process: positive regulation of BMP signaling pathway. Lineage: Eukaryota; Metazoa; Chordata; Mammalia; Perissodactyla; Equidae. The coding region runs from base 77 to 3163 and encodes 1028 amino acids. The transcript is spliced from 22 exons. The record is from RefSeq and is a predicted model, not a curated record.
GCGAGCGGCGGGGGAGCCGGAGCGCGGCCCCCGGGAGGCUGCCUUCGCGCCGGCGGCCGAGCGCAGCGGGACGGAGAUGCUGCUCCUCCGGCCGGGGCCGGCGCGGGGGAGGGGCCGCGGGCCGGCGGGGGCUCCCCGCGGCGGGCUCUCGCUGUCCUGGAGCCCCGCCUGGAUUUGCUGCUGGGCGCUCGCCGGCUGCCAGGCGGCCUGGGCUGGGGACCUGUCCUCUUCCUCCGGCCGCCCGCUUCCUCCUUGCCAGGAGAAAGAUUACCACUUUGAAUAUACAGAAUGUGAUAGCAGUGGCUCCAGGUGGAGAGUUGCCAUUCCGAAUGCUGCAGUGGACUGCUCUGGCCUGCCUGACCCAGUGAGAGGCAAAGAAUGCACUUUCUCCUGUGCUUCUGGAGAGUAUUUAGAAAUGAAGAACCAGGUAUGCAGUAAGUGUGGUGAAGGCACCUACUCCUUGGGCAGUGGCAUCAAAUUUGAUGAAUGGGAUGAAUUGCCAGCUGGAUUUUCCAAUGUUGCAACAUUCAUGGACACUGUGGUCGGCCCUUCUGACACCAGGCCAGAUGGCUGUAACAACUCUUCUUGGAUCCCUCGUGGAAAUUACAUAGAGUCAAAUCGUGAUGACUGCACGGUAUCUUUGAUUUAUGCUGUGCACCUUAAGAAGUCGGGUUAUGUCUUCUUUGAGUACCAGUAUGUCGACAACAACAUCUUCUUUGAGUUCUUUAUUCAAAAUGAUCAGUGCCAGGAGAUGGACACUGCCGCUGACAAGUGGGUAAAACUCACUGACAAUGGAGAAUGGGGCUCUCACUCUGUAAUGUUGAAAGCCGGCACAAACAUACUAUACUGGAGAACUACCGGCAUCCUUAUGGGUUCUAAGGCCGUCAAGCCAGUGUUGGUAAAAAAUAUCACAAUUGAAGGGGUGGCAUACACAUCAGAGUGCUUUCCAUGCAAACCAGGCACCUUCAGCAACAAACCAGGUUCAUUCAACUGCCAGGUUUGUCCCAGAAACACCUAUUCGCAGAAAGGAGCCAAAGAAUGCAUAAAGUGUGCAGAAGACUCCCAAUUUUCAGAGGAAGGCUCCAGCGAGUGUAUGGCCCGCCCUCCCUGCACCACUAAAGACUAUUUCCAGAUCCACACUCCAUGUGACAAAGACGGAAAGACCCAGGUGAUGUAUAAGUGGAUAGAGCCCAAAAUCUGCCGGGAGGAUCUCACAGAUGCUAUUAGGUUGCCCCCUUCUGGAGAGAAGAAGGAUUGUCCACCUUGCAACCCUGGAUUUUAUAACAAUGGAUCAUCUUCUUGUCAUCCCUGCCCUCCUGGAAUGUUUUCAGAUGGAACAAAAGAAUGUAGACAGUGUCCAGCAGGAACGGAGCCUGCACUUGGGUUUGAAUAUAAAUGGUGGAAUGUCCUUCCUGGCAACAUGAAAACGUCGUGCUUCAAUGUCGGAAAUUCAAAGUGUGACGGAAUGAAUGGUUGGGAGGUGGCCGGAGACCAUAUCCAGAGUGGAGCUGGAGGUUCUGACAAUGAUUACCUCAUCUUAAACUUGCAUAUCCCGGGAUUUAAACCACCAACAUCUAUGACUGGAGCCAUGGGGUCUGAACUGGGAAGAAUAACAUUUGUCUUUGAGACCCUCUGUUCAGCUGACUGUGUUUUGUACUUCAUGGUGGAUAUUAAUAGAAAAAGUACUAACGUGGUGGAAUCAUGGGGUGGCACCAAAGAAAAACAAGCUUACACCCAUGUCAUCUUCAAGAAUGCGACAUUUACAUUUACGUGGGCAUUCCAGAGAACUAAUCAGGGUCAAGAUAAUAGACGGUUCAUCAAUGACAUGGUGAAGAUUUAUUCUAUCACUGCCACUAAUGCAGUUGAUGGGGUGGCGUCCUCAUGCCGUGCCUGUGCCCUCGGUUCUGAACAGUCGGGCUCAUCGUGUGUCCCCUGCCCCCCAGGCCACUACAUUGAGAAAGAAACCAACCAGUGUGAGGAGUGUCCACCUGACACCUACCUGUCCAUACAUCAGGUCUAUGGCAAGGAGGCUUGUAUUCCAUGUGGGCCUGGGAGUAGAAGCACUCAGGACCACUCAGUUUGCUAUAGUGACUGCUUUUUCCACCAUGAAAAGGAAAAUCAGAGUUUGCACUAUGACUUCAGCAACCUCAGCAGCGUGGGGUCGUUAAUGAAUGGUCCCAGCUUUACCUCCAAAGGAACAAAAUACUUCCAUUUCUUCAAUAUCAGUUUGUGUGGGCAUGAGGGGAAGAAGAUGGCUCUCUGUGCCAACAAUAUAACUGACUUCACAGUAAAGGAAAUGGUGGCAGGGUCAGAUGAUUACACAGGCUUGGUGGGAGCAUAUGUAUGCCAGUCAACUAUUAUUCCUUCUGAAAGUAAAGGUUUCCGAGCAGCCUUAUCAUCACAGUCCAUCAUUCUGGCAGAUACAUUUUUAGGAGUGACAGUUGAAACCACAUUGCAGAAUAUUAAUAUAAAAGAAGAUAUGUUCCCAGUUCCACCUAGCCAAAUACCAGAUGUGCAUUUCUUUUAUAAGUCUUCUACAACUACAACCUCCUGUGUUAAUGGCCGAUCAACCGCUGUGAAAAUCAGAUGUAAUCCUGCUAAACCAGGAGCAGGAGUGCUUUCAGUCCCCAGCAAGUGCCCAGCAGGUACGUGUGAUGGAUGUGCGUUCUAUUUCCUGUGGGAGAGUGCCGAAGCUUGCCCUCUGUGCACAGAGCAUGACUUCCAUGAGAUUGAGGGAGCCUGUAAGAGAGGAUUUCAGGAAACCUUAUACGUAUGGAAUGAACCUAAAUGGUGCAUAAAAGGAAUUUCUUUGCCUGAGAAAAAGUUGUCAACCUGCGAAACAGUUGACUUUUGGCUAAAAGUGGGAGCAGGUGUGGGAGCUUUCACAGCUGUUUUGCUGGUGGCUCUAACUUGCUACUUCUGGAAAAAGAAUCAGAAACUGGAGUACAAAUAUUCCAAAUUAGUAAUGACGACUAACUCAAAAGAGUGUGAACUCCCAGCUGCAGACAGUUGUGCUAUCAUGGAAGGAGAAGACAAUGAAGAGGAAGUUGUAUAUUCCAAUAAACAGUCACUACUGGGAAAACUCAAAUCCUUGGCAACAAAGGAAAAAGAAGACCAUUUUGAAUCUGUUCAACUGAAAUCUGCAAGAUCCCCAAAUAUAUGAAAAGACAGUGCUGUAGCCUUCAGACUAACGAACAAAGAAACCUACUCUCUAGUUUUACAGGACAUAGUGUAGAUCCUGUCCUCAUACCUGGCACAUUGGUGAUCUCAACGAGGAGGGCCAUGAGCUGAAAAGGGAAGGAGUUUGAAAUGUUUGAUUGCCUUAUCACAUGGUCAAGUAUCUUGCCAAAAAUAGGAAAGCAAAUGGUUUGAGUCUCAACUCAAGAUGAAACUCAACUCAGGAAGAGAUUUAUCUGUAUAUACACAUAACUGAAAACCAAGGUUAAGCCCACCAAUGCACUGCUGAUGCAUGCCAUAUAAUUAAUGGGUAACUUUUAUUCUUUAUAACUUCUACAUGAAAAGUGUGCUUUGGUGGGCAGGUGUGAGCAUAUGCAUUGUGAUCCCAUUUAUGUCUUGUCUUUGUUUAUAUUUUGGGGAAGAUUUGAAAAAUUUUUUAAGGUAUAAUUAUUUUUCCCAUUAUUUUCCUGAUAGACCUUAAACAUCUUUUCUAUUAAAAUUGGUGAACAAAGAAAGACAAUAAGUUUUUCAUUUCUCCAUGGGGUAUCUUUCUUGAUUUCAGAAGCCUAAGUAGGCAGUACUUUUUUUAGGAAGAGUCAGCAUGUGCUUGGGUUUUCUAAACUUAUAUUUGCCUUUGAAAUUCCAUCCUUGUUGGAACUGGUAAGAAGGGCUUGACUGAAAGUGUUGAAGGAAUCUUAAAAAAAAUAAAGGCAAAGAGAAGCCUUGACUUUCCAUUAAUACAAACAAGAUGACACUAUCAUAGAAGUUGACACAGUUUAUAGAGUGCUUGAAAUAUAAUUUAAAAUGAGGAGGAAAGCUUGUUUGUCAAAUCAUUUGCCAAAUCAUGAAGAAGAAAGUGGGACGGCUUGUGUAUAAGUACAGAUAACUGUACAAAGAUAUUGGGAUAAUUUUGUGGUCUCCAGAAAAUGGCAUUGGAGCAUUUGCCCUAUGUCAAGCAUCAAAGGUUAUAUGGUUAUUUUUCUGCUAAGACAUUGAGGAUUAUGAGUUCCAUGGAAGUUUUUCUUUUUAAGUCAACAAGGCGGGAAUUCAAUUUUGGAAAAUUGCAUAUGAUUGUAUUCAUAGUAAGACUGUGGUCAUACCAUAAACAGUUAUGAAAGAAGUAUUGUUAUUCUUAUUCAAAAGUGAUCCAGAUAAUUGUGAUAUUUCGUAUGGUGGAUGGAUUGCUAGUAUUAGCACAACUUGAAUGUUAUUUGUUGAAAGAAGUUUGAAUGAAGUUGGAUUUGACCAAUUUUGUGUAGACAUUAACUGUUUUAGAAUUGGGAAAGAGGGGGUUUCCUGGCCAUUGGUGAUCUAAGGUGCUCUGGUUUAUUUCCAAUAAACAGUAAUCUUUAUAGAUCUUAAUCCACAUUUUUAAAUGGACUGGUGAUUGGCUGAGAGAGACAAGGCAUAUGGGCAGGCUUUGUUGAAUGUUUUGCCCUAAGUCUUUCAGUGAGGUAUGACUUAUAACUUUUGAUUUGGCGGGUGAUAUCUUUAUUUUUGUGGAAAAUGGGAGAAAAAUAAAUAAUUGCAUUUAUUUGGCUGGUGGGUAAAACACUGGACCAUUCAGUUAUUGUUGAAUGAAUGCUUGUUUUGUGUACAUCUUUACUGUUGGAUUCAUGAGUAUAGGUGAGAUUGCCAUUAUUUUACUAUUUGUUGUGAAAUUGGGGGUAGGAGCAUCACUUAGCAUAAACCUUUUUCACAUUUAACUUCUUAAAUCUUAUUAGAAUGAAGAAAUCAUUUUGGCAUUGCUCAUUUUUAUCCUGCUAACAGUGCUGAUGAACCUUUCCCCAUCUUGAUCAAAAUUCAAACAGAAGAAUGAAAAUACAUUUGAAAUGCAUCUUUUCAGAGGAACUCUGGCAAAGUGGUACAGACUGGAUAGAGUCAGGAAGUUUUCACAUAGUCACCUGUCACCUCUCUCUCCGCCUUUGGCUGUGCUCAACAUGUAUGUUCCAAGCCAUAGAGAUAAUUGCGAUUUGCUCCUAGGUAGCUUCUUUCUUCUACUGUCACUGGACUAAAAUUUCCAACAUGUCAAAAAUGCCUUAAAUUUUAAUGAACUCUCUGAAAAUGUAGUUGGUAUUGAAGAAUUUAUUUAUCUUAUUGCUAAUUUUAGAUAUUAAAUAGAUUUUGUCAGCUCAAUCCCAUCUUUGGAAAGGAGCUACCUUUUUCCUUUGGAUCCCGCUGGUUUGUUAUUUGAAUUGAGGCAUUGAAGAAGUAUGACAGAAAGAAUAUUAUGAGGAAAGUAUUCAGACUAAUCCUGACUAUAAAAUUCACUUAGUUUUAUGUCUUGCUUUUACAGAGCUCAGUGGAAUGUUGAAAGGCAUAAAGAAAUUAAUCACGUUUCUAGGACUUUUAAUUGAUAUUUGUCAUUCCUUUUCCCCUGUAAGUGGUAGAAGUUGCUAUUUUUCCAAAAGGCACAGUUUUGAAACCUUAAAUACUUCAUUAAGUCAACUGUCAUCUAUAAUAUCUCUUAGCACUCUUUCAAAACGUAUUUAAAUCAAUUUUCCACUGGGUGAGACCAUGUCUUCCAUGGAUAAAUUAUAUCAUGCCAUGUAACAAAUUUGAGCGACUUGAUAUGUGUUUACUUGAUUUAAAAGACUGAAUUUUAUUUUUGUUGACUUUUCCCUUCUUUG